Messenger RNA from Tinamus guttatus (white-throated tinamou), 1459 nucleotides. The record is from RefSeq and is a predicted model, not a curated record. NCBI's taxonomy places the organism in Eukaryota, Metazoa, Chordata, Aves, Tinamiformes, Tinamidae.
CAGAGAGAUGAUGAAACAUGCCUGGGAUAAUUAUAAGCGUUACGCUUGGGGAUUAAAUGAACUGAAACCCAUAUCUAAGCAAGGACAUUCAAGCAAUUUAUUUGGUAACAUUCAAGGAGCAACAAUAGUGGAUGCCCUUGAUACACUCUACAUCAUGGAAAUGAAGGAAGAAUUCAAGGAAGCCAAGGAGUGGGUUGAACAAAACUUAGAUUUCAAUGUGAAUGCAGAAAUUUCUGUUUUUGAAGUGAACAUUCGCUUUGUGGGUGGACUCCUUUCAGCUUACUAUCUUUCAGGAGAAGAGAUAUUCCGAAAGAAGGCAGUGGAACUUGGAGAGAAAUUGCUACCUGCUUUCAAUACUCCCACUGGCAUACCUUGGGCACUACUGAAUAUUAAGAGUGGGAUCGGUCGAAACUGGCCAUGGGCCUCUGGCGGCAGCAGCAUUUUGGCAGAGUUUGGCACGUUGCACCUGGAGUUCAUACACCUGAGCCACCUGUCUGGAAACCCAGUGUUUGCUGAAAAGGUAAUGAACAUUCGAAAAGUUCUGAAUCGACUGGAUAAACCCGAAGGCCUCUACCCCAACUAUCUGAAUCCCAGCAGUGGCCAGUGGGGCCAGCAUCACGUCUCCAUUGGAGGGCUUGGUGAUAGCUUCUAUGAAUAUUUGCUCAAGGCAUGGCUGAUGUCGGGCAAGACAGAUGAAGAAGGCAGGAAAAUGUAUUAUGACGCUGUUCAGGCCAUCGAGACCCACCUCAUUCGGAAAUCGAGCGGGGGGCUGACCUACAUCGCUGAGUGGAAGGGUGGACUGCUUGAGCACAAGAUGGGACAUCUGACCUGCUUUGCUGGAGGCAUGUUUGCCCUGGGAGCAGAUGGAGCACCUAACGACAAGACAGGCCGCCACAUUGAGCUUGGUGCUGAAAUUGCUAGGACUUGUCAUGAAUCCUACGACCGCACAAGCCUGAAGCUGGGACCGGAAGCCUUCCGAUUUGAUGGUGGUGUUGAGGCCAUUGCUACAAGGCAGAAUGAAAAAUACUACAUCCUCCGACCAGAAGUCAUAGAGACCUACAUGUACAUGUGGAGGCUCACUCAUGACCCAAAGUACAGGCAGUGGGGAUGGGAAGCUGUAGAGGCAUUGGAAAAAUAUUGCCGAGUAGAUGGUGGCUAUUCCGGCAUCAGAGACGUUUACAGCAGUCGCCAAAGCCACGAUGAUGUGCAGCAAAGUUUCUUUCUUUCGGAGACACUCAAGUAUCUUUAUUUGCUGUUUUCUGAGGAUGAUCUUCUUCCAUUUGAACACUGGGUCUUCAACACAGAGGCUCAUCCCUUCCCUAUUCUUGACAAAGAUGAUGGAAAUAAAGAAGAAACCCAGAAAUAGAUUAAGUUAUAUUUCGUUGCAUUCCUUAUGUAUCUUUCCAGGACUUGGGCACAUGAUUUGGUUUAAAAUUCCUGAGUUAAGUUUUUAAAUCAA